Messenger RNA from Acipenser ruthenus (sterlet), 7041 nucleotides. RefSeq lists its product as uncharacterized. The record is from RefSeq and is a predicted model, not a curated record. Gene Ontology annotation, molecular function: DNA binding. The transcript has 4 exons. Gene Ontology annotation, biological process: DNA recombination; DNA integration. NCBI's taxonomy places the organism in Eukaryota, Metazoa, Chordata, Actinopteri, Acipenseriformes, Acipenseridae. Bases 3223 to 4329 code for a protein of 368 amino acids.
GAAGUUUGUUUCUCCCUGCUCCAGGGAACACAAUCGAUGCCGAUGUGGGCUCGCUAGAUCACUGUGUGUUGGAAGGCCGUGUAUUAUUGUGAGCAUUUUGUUUUCAGCGCCAGUUGCAUUUAGCUAGUAGUUUAAUUGUUUUGCUGAGCAUUCUCCUUCAAUUUGUUCUUAACCGUAUUGUGUCUGUUUUAAGUGGGUUAGAUUCACAAUUUCUGCAUGCUAUAGUGGUAUAGUAAUAUUUUAUAGUUUAUAUUUUUGUCCCUUUUUGUUUUCAAGGAUUUUUCGCCCCAUACAGAGGAUCGUCUUCAAAAAGACGAACGUUCCCACUCCAGCGCCGUGUUGGUGUUAUUACACUCACAACUUCUGCUGUCUAAAACGGAAAACCAUUUCCACGGUGCCGACUAGACAGCAGAAAAAGACGAAUUGAAUGUAGCAGGACUGGGGGAGAAAAGAAUCUCCUUUCAAGGUUGUGACAGCAGCUGUGAAGGAUUCAGAAGCCAGUUAUUCAAAUCUUAUCCCAAACUGAGUGAAGGUGGUGGAUUUGAACAAAUGAAGAUUUCAGGAUCUACGAGAAGCCGGAUCUAGGCUGUUAUUCCUUGCCCUAAUGAGGGGUACUCAGCAAAAUAUUUAAGGGACCCAGAAACCCAAAUUGUCUGCUGCAAUUCAUUUUGUAGGUUCCUGGACUGUCCUUAUCCACUGGGCCCCUGAUGAAGUGCCUCUUUUGUGAGAGACUUUUCUUUCUCAGAAAUAGUCACAGUGACAGCUGUAGCAGCAGUGAAGAAGACAAAAGCAUUAUACUGCAAUUGGCAUUAAGCUGGGAUCUUCCAGGGGUGACAGAAGAAAAUCGGCAUUGGCUAAUGGACAAACUCCUCCUUCACGCUAUGAUCCUUGAAAGAAUCACCUGGCCCACACUGAAUGUGGAGGAAGAUGAUGAUGAGGAUGACUGUUCUCUUGAGACUAAAUGCCGUAUCACAGGUGUAAGAAAGAGCGGUGUCGCCUUUAAGAAAUGGCAACGCCAUUUGAAAGACUACGCAACCCAGGAACCUUAGCACUAAUGGGCAAGGCGGGGUUUCUGGGUAUAAAGGGAAGUGGAGCAGGACAGCAGGGGGUGAUUUUGGGGAGCACCGCCGGUUUGUCCUGCUGAAUAGUUCCCAGAAGGUUGAGAGUGCAUUACGUAGUAUUGUAAGGUAAAGUGAACGUUUGGUUUCUUUUUUGAACAAGAGUUGUGUUUUGUUUAUACCGUGAGCGUUUUCCUCUUGGUGAGGUAGUCUUUUGUUUUGACAAAGUUUAAUUUAUUUUAUGAAACGUUGGUAGAUAAACGCUGCCUCUCGGUAGUUAAUUUAAAACAGUUCCGCAGUUUUCGUGACGAUUGGGAACCGUCACAACUGCCGUCUAUUUGUGUAUGUGUGUUUGACUCGGGACUCGGAGGGAAAGCGCGUAUUCAUGCGCUGCAGGAACAGCGGGCUGUAACAGAGAGAACUGAGGCAGCAGUCUGGUUUUCUGGACGUGCUUUAUUGUGACACACAUGAACAACAGUACCCACAGGUGGUGUGGACAGUAUGGAUAUUGUGCUUGAACUCGGAGACACUCCCGUGUUUCCGUGAACGACUGGGACGUCAGCUGCAGGGGUCCUUCCCCACAGCCUGGAUACAAUUCUUUAUCAACAGAGCCCUUCUUCUGGGAGGGCCCAUUCCAUACUUGCUUACGCUUACCUGUGUUACAGCAAGACUCCAGCAGAGGGAGUCUGCGCUAUCCUUGCCUGUGUUGCAGAGAUACUCCAGCAGAGGGUAUCUUCUUUGUUCUUACCUGUGUUGCAGAGAUACUCCAGCAGAGGGUGUCUUCUUUGUCCUUACCUGUGUUGCAGAGAUACUCCAGCAGAGGGUGUCUUCUUUGUUCUUACCUGUGUUGCAGCAAGACUCCAGCAGAGGGAGUCUGCGCUAUCCUUACCUGUGUUGCAGAGACACUCCAGCAGAGGGUGUCUUCUUUGUUCUUACCUGUGUUGCAGCAAGAUUCCAGCAGAGGGAGUCUGCGCUAUCCUUACCUGUGUUGCAGAGAGACUCCAGCAGAGGGAGUCUGUUCCACCCUUACCAGUGUUGCAGAAAUACUCCAGCAGGGGGAAGCCACUUCUGACUUGGAAUACAAAGCUACCCCGGCAGGGAAAGCCUACAUUGAACUUACCAGCGUACAGGACUACUCCAGCGGAGGGAGGUGGCCUGUACGUAACUGUGGACUGACCCACCUGGGUCGAAGGAUCCUUCCUGACACUUACCAGGCUCCUCAGCUAGAGUUUCCUGCUAAGUUCAUCCCAGUGGACUCAAUUCCACGGGGAAAGGACUUGCACAGGCCUCGGCCUGUAGAACUCGGUAUUCUGAAAUAGUUAGAGAGGGGCAAAGAAGUGAGCCAGUUAGUGACCCGUACAGGGCAAUAAUCUAUACAAAGAAAGUGUUGACUUGUGUAAAUAUUGUAAAUAAAAGUUAGUUGCCUGAACGUUCUUCGUGUCUGUGCCAGUCGGUGGAAGCAGUAAUAGAGUAUCACGCAGGGGUACUCUAACGGUUUGUUACACUGGCUUCUUCAGGACAUUCAUGGAAACGGUAUAAUUUAAUCUAUUAAUCAUCGCCAUGUAUAAUUUUAUUUUAACCAUCCAACUCAUUCUUACCUUAUAUGAGAAGGGACAACUUCUUAUUCUUCAUCACUCAAAACAGCAUUGGCCACCACUUCAUAUGUAAUAUAAUAAAAAAGAGGCCGUGGAGAGGGGGGGGCGUGACUAUGACUAAACGGGCAGUUCUGUAAAUAGAAAAAGCUAAAUACAUAAAUGUUAAACUCAUUCUUAAAAGUCAGGAGUAUGUAUGUUAUGUGUGUUAGGCGCCCGUGAUAACCACUACACUACCUAUUCUGCGUCGUUCUGUUUUCAGUCAGUAUGUUUUAUCUAAAACUCAACUAUUUGAAAGUUGAACAGCAAAUUAACGCUAUUACAACUAUAUGGGAUAAACAGACAUAUGGCUUCCCAUUGAAAAAUAUAGACUAUUGAAGUGAUGAUACGCCUGUACUUAGAAAAUGAACUAAACACGUGCAUCACCAUCGACCUGUAGCACUUGCUGUGCUCAGUGCUUGAGCGCUGUCUUCCGUGAAGUUUCCGUAGUGUAGUGGUUAUCAGUUGUUGCACGGUCGCCCGAGGGAGCUCCCUCUGCGAGCGGACCUGUUGUCCCAAGCCCAAGGAGGGCUAUGGCAUCCGAACCCCAAGCUCAUGCAGCUAUGGGCUUGGCCCCUGAGCGGGAGCGCCUGUCAGCCUUAGGGCUUUCGACGGCGGUUAUAUCGACCAUUCAAAGUGCGAGGGCGCCCUCCACUCGGUCGCAAUAUACGUAUAAGUGGCAAUUAUUUCAGAGUUGGUGUCUGGCUGAGGGCCAUGACCCGGUCUCCUGCCCUAUGGCAGUGAUAUUACAGUUUCUGCAGAAGCUGUUAGACGAGGGUAAGUCUCCCUCUACACUUAAAGUGUAUUUGGCCGCUAUUUCGGCUUGCCACGUACGCAUUGACGGGUUAUCACCUGGUUGCCAUUUUUUGGCAUCUCAGUUUCUGAAAGGCGCAAGGCGCUUGCGGCCUCCAAGAACGACCAGUUUACCGUCGUGGAGCCUUGAUGUGGUGCUGGAAGCCCUUGCCAAGGCGCCGUUUGAGCCUCUCCACAGCGUGGAUAUGAAGCUCAUAUCUAUUAAGACUGCGUUUUUGCUGGCUGUGGUAUCAGCAAAACGCGUGAGCGAGUUACAUGCACUGUCAGUGCAUCCUUCUUGUACUCGUUUUGCAGGAGACGGUUCUAAGGUCUCCAUGCGCCCUAAUCCGGCCUUUUUACCAAAGGUUAUAUCCCCGUUCCACAUGAACCAGUCAGUCGAGUUGAUGGCGUUCCAUCCUCCUUUUUCUUCCCCAGAGGAAGAGCGGUUACACAUGCUCUGCCCUGUGAGGGCAUUGAGGUGUUAUAUUGACCGCACAAGGACUGUGAGGCAGACAGAACAGUUGUUCAUAUGCCAUGGUUCUAGAUCUUUGGGUCAGCCGCUGUCUAAACAGCGCCUUUCCCACUGGAUAGUGGAUGCUAUUAAAUUAGCGUAUGAAUCUGCAGGCCUUCCUCCACCAGGGCAGUUGAAGGCGCAUUCUACCAGGGGUAUGGCGACAUCCUGGGCCCUCUUUCGAGGGGUGCCGGUGUCUGAUAUUUGCGCGGCAGCCAGUUGGGCUACGCCGCAUACUUUCAUGAGGUUUUACAGGCUAAAUGUGCUGGAAUCCUCUGCUCCGUCAUUUGGAGCAUCUGUGUUGCACUCUAUGACGCCUCAGGUUGCGGACGUCUAGAGUAGGUACAAUAUGGUGUGACUAUUCCACCUUGGGACAGGUGUCAUUGCGAGCAUAGACGCUGAGGCGCAGCUCCGCAUAUGUGUAGAUGUACUGCCUACGCAGUUGCGUUAUGACGUAAGUCUGUCCUACUGCCGAGAAUCCUCCCUCGCGACGGCUUGGGUACACUGUUCCCAUACCUUGAUGGUUAUUUUCGACUUGAAAGGGAACGAUAGGUUGCGGAUGCAACCCCGGUUCCCUGAAAGAGAAAAUAACCAUCAAGCCGCGAGGUCGCUCUGGAGGCCUUCACGGCCUGAAGGGCAAAAGAGGAAGUGACUCUCCGCGCGCUGCGUAUAGUAAGCUCCCAAGGGGGCGGGCUUACACGGCAGCUUGCGCGGAGGCCUAUCGGCAGCUUUGACAUAAAGCUCAGCCAAUCCCUACUGCCUGACGGCAAUGUCCCAUACCUUGAUGGUUAUUUUCUCUUUCAGGGAACCGGGGUUGCAUCCGCAACCUAUCGUUUUCAACGACGGUAGAUUAUUGAAUCUUGAAGUCUUUUGGUUUAUUUCGAAAUACAAUCAUCUGAAGGUAAAAAUGUUAUUACAGUAUUAUUUUAAUUCUCACUAGUACGGUACCUAUAGUCACCAAUAAUUAAAAAAUGCCAAUAAUAUAUGUUCGUAUUACAAAUGUCAGCUGUAGAAAUGCGCGGAUAGUAAACUAAAUAUUUUGUAAUAUUAUCAAUAAAAAUACACGAUUGACAUUUUUACAAUCGGUGUCAGUUCUGAGUGUUAAAAAAUGUAAUAUUUACAACAGCUAGAAACUUGUUUGAGAGACUGUUUUAUCUAAAGCGCAAUUAUAUUUAAUACAGUUGUCCGUUAUAAUGGUACUGUAAUACUUGUAUCCGGGACAACAGAAAAUGCACGUAUCGCAAACUGCAAUAUACAGUACAUUAUCUGUAUGUAUUCAAAUUUCAAUGUAUUUGAAAUUCAUGGUUUCUGAAAUUCAUUAAAGGUGUCCUUAGUGUAGUGGUGAUCACGUUUGCCUAACACGUGGAAGGUCCCUUGUUCACAAACAUCCCACCUUUCUCAGCCUAGGACCAGGGAGCGUUUUCAAGGCCUCGUUAGCGCAGUAGGUAGCGCGUCAGUCUCAUAAUCUGAAGGUCGUGAGUUCGAUCCUCACACGGGGCAGCACUUUUAUUAUUGGUUAGUUAUUUAAAAAUAAAUACCAAAAAUGUGAAAUGCUGUCAGAACGUUGUUCAUGGUCGUAAAUACUUAGAUGUCCUUAUUGUUUUAAAACUGAGUAUCAACAAAGCAUCUGGACAAAUGUGGAACUGCUGCCAUUUGUAUGUGAGCACAGGAACAGACAUUAACAUAUACGCGCUUAUACUAUAAAACGUAUCGGGGCUAUAUUAUAUAUUAAAGUCUUGUUCUUUCAUUUAUGCAAUAAAUUAAAUAAAAAAAUGCUUUGCAGAACGAGUUCAAUAUAAUGUACUCCCUUCACUCAAGCAAGGUGCUAGUAAGAUACUAUAUGAAUAGGGGAGGUUGACACCAUGUGUUUCCGUAGUGUAGUGGUUAUCACGUUCGCCUAACACGCGAAAGGUCCCCGGUUCGAGACCGGGCGGAAACAUUAAUUUUUGUAAUUUAUUUUAAAAUAACAACCCAUUACAAAUAUAUUUAUUUUUUAUACGUCUUAGAUUAUACGGCACGUAUCGCAAAUUGCACACUACAGUACAAUUCUUAUUGUCUAUUUGUAGGUGAUUGUGGUUGAUAAGUGGGUUCCAUGUCUUUCCGGCGCCUCCUUAAGACUCGCCUCUUCAAACAGCACCUGUAGAACUCCUCUGUAUCCUGGGACACUAUCACCCUUCAUGUAAAUGUGCUUUAUUUUGCUCUUAUCUGCCCCCUAUUUUACUGCAUUUAAUCCUGUACUUCAGAAUACUGUAAUCUGCCAAGUGUUUAACCUGUAGUACUUUGUAUUUAAUCACAUCCUGAUGUAACUAUCACUAUUUAAUCAUAUCCUGAUUAACUAUCACUAUUAUCUGCUGUAUUAUUGAAUUGUGGUUUGUCACACUUGUACUUUGCUUGAACAAAAGUUAUUGUAUUUCUUGCUCUUAUUGUAUUACUUGAAUUGUAACACUUGAAAUGUAUUUGCUUACGAUUGUAAGUCAACCUGGAUAAUGGCGUCUGCUAAGAAAUAAAUAAUAAUAAUAAUAAUAAUAAUAAUAAUAAUAAUAAUAAUAAUAAUAAUAAUAAUAAUAAUAAUAAUAAUAAUAAUAAUAAUGUCUUACUAAAUGUUUCUGUAGUGUAGUGGUUAUCACGUUCGCUUCACACGCGAAAAGUUCCCGGUUGGAAACACGUGUGUAUUUUUAUUAUUAUUAUUAUUUUUUUAAUCAGUUAUAUUUAUUAGACGUGGCAGCAUUUUUGUAACAGCAUGGCUGAUGGUUGCAUUUAUUUGAGUACUGUACAAAUAAUGCACUGUAUAUUGCAGUUUGCGAUAUAUGCAAUAUGAUCUAAGAAGUAUAAAAAAAAUGUAUUUGUAACGGAUUGUUAUUUUAAAUAAAUAAUAAAAAAAAAAUGUUACCAACCGGGGACCUUUUGUGUGUUAGGCGAACGUGAUAACCACUACACUACGGAAGGACGUCUUGUGACACGGUCCACUAUUCAUACAGUAGCUUACUAACAUAUAUAGUUUUUAUUUAACACCAUAAAUAAUACAAGCCCUUAAUAUAUAAUAUAGCCC